Molecule: messenger RNA, 462 nt
Organism: Solanum stenotomum
Lineage: Eukaryota; Viridiplantae; Streptophyta; Magnoliopsida; Solanales; Solanaceae
Exons: 3
Coding region: 1-462 (153 amino acids)
Molecular function (GO): nucleic acid binding; zinc ion binding
Source: RefSeq, a predicted model, not a curated record
AUGGUGGUUAAGGAAUGUCGUAUCGCCAUGCUUGUUAAUGAUAUGGAUAUUUCUCGUCUCAUGGUUCAUGCUCAACAAAUUGAAGAAGAUAAACUUAAGGAAAUGUUUGGGGAGUCAAAGAGGGAUAAAACCGGUUACGGUAAUUUCUCACAUGCAAGGUCCAAUGAACAUGGUCGUUCUAAGUUAUUUCAAAGGAAGCACGAGGGCAAGUGCCUAGCGAGUGCCAAUGCUUGUUUUGGGUGUGGUAAGAUGGACCACAAGAUAAGAGAUUGUCCUUCAGUUGCUAAGAAUGAAGGAGAUAAUUGUCGCAGGGCUCAACCUAAUCCUUUAUCCGAUCCAAGUGGUUCGGGUUCAAAUGAUCCCAAGCAAAAUAGAUUUUAUGCACUUCAGACUCGUCAUGAGCAAAAGGGUUCUCCUGAAGUGGUUAUCAAUCCAUUUUCUGUCUCUAACCCUAUUGGUUAA